ACUUCAGAGUGGGAGAGGGGGAGGUGUAGACAGACGGGCAAACUGCAUCUCCGCCAGGCUGCUUCCCUUCCUCCUUGUUUUUCCUCAGCCAGGGUAGUUUGACAAGCCCACUCUGGGCACCUCUGAGCUCUCCUCACAACGCCCAGACAAGUGGGGUGCAGCAUUGGCAGCCAGGUACCUGGCCCUCAGCUGUGCUAGCACAGUCCCAGGGCAGGUCAUGUCAAGCUGCAACAGCCCUGGGGGCCCUGCUGCCCUGGACUUUCCAGAAGUCCUGAAGUCCCUGCUGGAGUACUCCUUACCCUGGACCAACAAGAUGACAGAUAAAGAGAAGGAGAAGAUCAAGCUUGAAGAAGAUGAGGCAGCAGCUGCCAGCACUAUGGCAGUCUCCGCUUCCCUUAUGCCACCCAUUUGGGACAAAACUAUUCCGUAUGAUGGCGAGUCUUUCCAUCUGGAGUACAUGGAUCUGGAUGAAUUCCUGCUGGAGAAUGGAAUUCCUUCCAGCCCUACCCACCUGGAUUUGAACCAGAAUCCACUCUUGCCUGUGGCUGAGUUGGAAGGAAAGGAGUCUGCUAGUGCUUCCACUGGUUCUCCUGCAUCAUCCUCUUCCACUGCAGUUUACCAGCAAUCUGAAGCAGCCUCCAGCACAGAGUCCCCACCACAAAAUGAGAGAAACACUCCCAGCCCCAUUGAUCCUGACUGCGUAGAAGUUGAGGUGAAUUUUAACCCUGAUCCUGCUGAUUUAGUGCUGUCCAGUGUGCCUGGUGGUGAGCUCUUCAAUCCUCGCAAGCACAAGUUUACUGAAGAGGACCUGAAACCACAACCAAUGAUUAAAAAAGCCAAGAAGGUUUUUGUGCCAGAUGAGCAAAAGGAUGAAAAAUACUGGACAAGGCGAAAGAAAAACAAUGUGGCAGCAAAGCGUUCCCGUGACGCUCGGCGACUAAAGGAGAAUCAGAUCACGAUCCGGGCAGCCUUUCUGGAGAAGGAGAACACGGCCCUGAGGACGGAGGUUGCAGAGCUGCGCAAGGAAGUGGGACGGUGCAAGAACAUUGUUUCUAAAUACGAGACCAGAUACGGACCCUUUGACUUAUCUGAUUCCGAGUGAUGCAACCUUAAAGACUUUUAAAAACAAAGAAACUAAAAAGCACACAUGAAUCGCCAGUCUUCAGAGCGAGCAGUGAAAUCUAUGAGGUGUCCCAACACAAACAACUGACGAUGACCCUGCCUGCCUGCUUGCCUGCAAGUACCCCAUCUGAACUACCCAGGGCUGGGCAUGAUGAAAAGUGCAAAGUCUCCUUAAUUCUGUAUAUGGCUUUCUUAUCUGUCAUUCUCACUGUAACUAUGAACUACAAUAAGCUUACUUACUGGGGUUUUGUCAAGACACUCAAAGUUCAUGUCUCAAAGUCUGUUGACAGCCUAUGUGAAUAGUGACUCUUUUGUUUCGGCACUCGAGUGGAAGAAAAUAAGGAGUUUUAAAUUAAAGUGUCUGUAUAUAUUAAGAACUGCUAUAUUUUAAGACUCUUUUCCCUGUGGUAGAAUGAAUUUUAUUUAAUACUGCAGCUCCCUUCUGGUACAGUGUAGCAACUUGUGGAGUACUGCACGUGCAGAAUUAAAGACACCAGGAAAACAGCAGUCAGUGAUGUGUGAGACUUCCACUGCGGAAAAGUACAGCAGAGGCAUUGAAACAAUCCAGAAAGCACCACAGUGUGCCAUACAAAGAGUGGGAAUAAACCUCUAUCAAACGACCCAUGUCAUAUUAAAACACUCUGAUCGCUUUCCUGCUCCACAGCUGCACUGCUGUAACCUGCCUUUUCUUUUGUUUCUUUUAUGAGGCUCACUUUCUUUUAUGGUAUUUUGCUGAAACAAGAUCUCUUAACUAUUUAGCAGUCAUGGAAAAGGUGCUAGUCUGAGCUGCUGAUCCCGAUGUCUUUUGGCAGGCUGAAACUACCAAAUGAGUAUUAGCUGCAGCAAAACAGUGGCUCUUAGCUACCAUAUUACAAUUUUCUGUCUCUUGACUACAUGGGAACUGUGGUGGGGAAAGAGUACUUUGUUCAUCUGUCUUAGAAACAGCCAGUGAUUUCCUACAGUUAAAACUGGAAGCAAAAGUAUCAAGACCCUUGUGCUGGUGUGGGAGAGUACACGAAAGCUUGGACAGAUUGUGGGGAUGUUUAUUGUGUUUGGAAGGUGGAGGAAAUAGGUGGAAGUGGCUUCGUAAGAGCUUCAUCAACAUAACAUGAAUCUGCUCUUACACUGAGGAAGCUUAAGAGCUAAAUUUGUGUGGGAAUAAAGAGUACUUAAUUUCUGGGAAAGUAAUACAGGGUCAUGCUUGUAGCCAAAAUGGAGCUUGUAAGACAGGAGUGUAUUCGUGCCAGGAGACUGAUAAACAGCACAAGCCUCAAGAAAAAAACAUCUUGAAAAGCUUUCAGAAGCACAAGGGCCGAAAUUAAAGGGCACAGCUAGUUACCAGCAAAGCUCAACACUUAACAUUGAACAAGCAUUUUGACUCUGCGCUUACCCAAGAGAUUCCACCCCUAAUUUCAGAGCAGAACAGCAAAGAAAAUGGUGCAAAGAAGCAGCUAAUGUUUUAAACUUCAUUUAAAUGAACCAUAAAAAUCUCAAACCCCAGAAUUCAUAACAGUUUUUUUAAGGCAUAACCUCUGUAAAGAGCAUUAAAUGAAGUUAUUGACCUAUUAUUUUUAAUGGACCAUGUUCUUAAGUGAAAAUCGUGCUUUUAACUGUUUUGCUGGUUACAAAAGAAUACUUAGGAGUGUACUAUUAUAUUUUGGGAUUCUAAAGAUCUGAGAUAAUAUUGGGAUAUUCUCUUCAAAUAGAUGAAUAGUUUAGCUCCAUGUUGCUGAAAUGUCAGCAUGUAGCAUGUAUCUCUUAUCAGGUAUUGCUGAUUUGGACUGGUUCGUUUUCUUUGUAGGUAGUGUUUUUUGUUACUGUUUUAUUUUGGUGAUAAAGGCCAAGCCAUGGAUUUAAAAACAAACAACCCUGACAGCAUGUAAAUGUAGCAACUUUUUUGCACUUACUAUUCCCAAAUUUUCAGUUAUCUUUGAAUGGCUUUUCUUGAAAGUCGUGCUUCUUGUUCAAAUGACAAAGCUAAAGGGUAUUGUAACUUGGCGAGGAGUUGCUAGUCCUUCACAAGGGUCUUUUACUGCUUUAGGAAUAUCUUUUAAAUAUUACAUGUUGGAUACAGGUUUGGUUUUGCAGUAUGUCAUGCUAUUUUAACAGCAAAAUAUUCAGUCAUUGAGACGAGUGCGUGCAAUUCUAUUAGCUUUUCCUGUUGUAUUAAGAGCUCACACAAUGGAAACUUAACAGUGAAUAUGCAUUAGAUCUUUUCAGAGAAGACUGUUAGCAAACUCUUGUGCUUCCCUGUAGGACAGUGCAAAUUUGCACAUUCUGUCAUUCAUGUGUCUACGGGUUGCAAAACUGGAAAACAGCACUUUAGGGUGAGUGCGGCUGAAACUUUUGUAGUUGGAGACUAUUUUUUUUGUUAAGAAGCAACAUCUUCAAAGAUAGAUGAGGAAGUAGUAAAUAUUUAAAGGAGUGUAGGUAUUGCCAGACAAAAAGGUGCAAUGCUGAAAUCCUUCCUCACUUUUUGCAGUCUCAGGAAAUUAAGCUUACUGCUUCAGAGCUCUCUGCUCAUCUCAGAACGAUUAACUAUAUAAUCUUGUUUCUUUGAGCAGGAUGACAAUCCUAUCAGUGAGUGAUAACGUGUGUGUGGUUUCAUAGUGGUCAUAAGAAGGCCAAUAUUCUUUUAGCUCAGUUUGAACUUUACAAGAUGCUGAAUUGAGACUGUGACUCUGAAGUUCUCUGACCUUUGAACAUGCUCUGUAGAGGCUGUAAGUGUGCCUGAUGAGAGUGUGCCCCGUUCGAGCUGUAAAGGGACCAUCUCCAAGGCGAGAGAAUAAAGGGAGAGCACCUUUCAGCAUCACUGCAGGGAUUGCCACUAAAGGGAGCAGGUUUUGACACAGCUCUACUUCCAUUAGGAAGUGGAUUGACACCAAAUGGCCACUUCACACUACUAACUUUGAGAAUAUAUAAGCUGUUGGUGAGAUUUGUGGGCAAUGAGCAUUGUCUCAUUCUACAGAAGAAGCAGACGAUGAGCACAGGAUGUGCUGCAUUUCCUACAGUAUUGUUUUCACACCUGCUCUUCUAAUCUACACGUAGUUAUAUCUCCUUAUAAUAAUGCAGUUUUGUACUUAAAAAUUCCCUAGAAGCUUAAUCUUUCCCUUGUUGCCAAGAUCUGUUCCCACUGAAGCCAGUAACAAAGAUCUCAUUAACUCCCACAGGAAAAAGUCUUUACUCUCACGUGGUUAUCAUAAAGCUUUAGCAAGUAUUGGAGUAAUGAGUGUCUUUGCUUUACUCUGGGGCAUUCUGUGCUGGGAUCAGGUGGAUAUAUCUCCGAUUGCAGGUGCAAUGUUGGUAAACUGGUCCUAUCAUUUGUUCAUUUACACAGUUAGUGAUAGUUUUGAUAUUCAGGUAAUCUGAAUUCUGCUUUUUUUUUCCUUUUUUCUUUUUUUUUUUUUUUUCCUUGCCCUGCAUGGACAAGCUGAAAAAGUAGUGUACUAUAAACUUAUGCUGGGACAAGAAAUGUGGGGUUUGGGCUUGUGUUUUUUGUUUUAAAAAAAAAAAAAGGUAAAUAUGGCUUUUUGCAGUUCUUCUGCUAUCAUUUUGCCUUUUCUGACAAUUCUCCAUUUCCCUGCUGCGCUGUUUGAAAGCCCAAAUAUUCUAGCUGUACAAAUCACUUUCAGCAUUAUCUGCAGGACUGCUACUACUAAUUGUACCAACUUCAUUUCGAGUUGGGAGGUGCAGUGGAAGGCCAGCAGCUUUGGGAAUACUGUAAUAAAACCACUUGUAUGGAAAAAUGUUUUUGUGUAGACAGCAGAAAUAAUGGACUUCCACAGAAGAGAAUAUUGCUCCUUCAACCUUGUAAGCCUCUCCAGCACAACAGAGCUUUGUUCCUUGUGAUCAGAUGCUUUUGUUUUUAGUGAGGGUGGAGGUUUCUCAGACCUUUGUAAAAUCCAGAUAGGCUUCUGUUCACCCUUAUGGUUUUUUCUGCUAAGCACAAGAUGAGAAAUACUAAUUUUUCUAAUGCAUAAAUCUCUGAUUUUUGGCAACCUACUUCUAAAUCCAUAAACAGCAAAAUCAUUUGUUAUGCUAGUGUUUUGCCUUUGCAGCACUGCAAGGCACUGACUGGCUUUCUAGACGUUCAGAUAGUUACUCUGCUACUGUGUCAUGGUGAAGAUAGAUAAACUCACAAUGAAAGACUGAAAAAGGUAGAAAGAAUAGGCUUAACUAAACUUCUGUGGAGAUGUUAACAUAAUGCUAAUAGAGAAAUUGCAAUUAUUUGAUUCACGAUAAUGCAGAUUUGUCAUACAGAAUGUAAGUUGUUAGUUUGAGAGUAUGCUAUCCCCUAGUGAGUCAGUUUUGGAAUGCAAACUUCUUGAAGUUCAAGCAGCUACAGGGGAAAAGGAAUCCUUUGAGGAAGAUACAUGUAUCCUAGGCACGGGUCCUUGGCCAGGAGAGUAAAGAAGGAAAGCAAGAGGAGAAGAGCAAUGCAAGAGUCUGACCUGGGUGAGGCUGUUAAACUGAAGCCUCACUGUUCACAAUCUGAGGUCAAUUUGGAUCCCUGCAGUUUAGCAUCAUACAGAAGAUACAAACUUGUUUGGGUUUUGGGAGUCCUCUUUUCUUGAUCUGAUUUCCACAGUCCAAAAGAAAGUGAAAGGAAUAUACAGAGAGGGAGGAGAGUUACUGCAGAAAGGCAUGAAAAAAAAAUAGCUGUUGCUUUACCCAGGCUUGCUGCUGCACUGGGGCUUGACCUGCUGAUGUGAACUGAUAGUUCUGUGUUGUGAGGAAGUUACUACCUGAGGCCCCAGUAUUUUAAGGCCUCAAUUCUGCUGUCAUCUGUGCAUGGGAUGAGCCCUGCAUCUGUAGAGAACCAUGUGGAUGUCACAGGAUCUGUUCUUGAGCAUGAAGCUCUGCCCAGUCAGCUGCGGAAUUGUGUCCUUAACACAGGAUCAGUUGUAGUUAUAAGGCUGUUGAUAUUCAGUGUAAUUUGGGUGCCUGUUACAUAGCCAAAACCCUUGUUACUUCCUUUUCCCAACUAAGGCAUGAGCAGAAGCCCUUUGCUGUACAACAUCUGUAAAAAAAUAAUGUACUUCACAUACGUCUAGUAAAUUAAGGCAUGUGAUUUUGGUCUGUGGGUCUCAACAAACUUUGCUCGUGUACCUGCCUGAAUGUUUUCUUAGAUCUGCAGCUAUGUCUCAGUGAGAAGGUAUGGUGGGUUUUGUUCUUCUGAGGGGGCACAAUAGCAGCUCUCAUCUGUCAAGUUUGGGUGACUGCUUGCUACUGGCCAGAGUCAUGGGUGGAUAUAUCCUCUGCACUUUUAUGUGAAGUUGUCUGAAAUAUGGUGAUUAACAUGACUAUUGGAAUACUGUAUUUUGUAUAACUUAGAACAUGUAAAUACACUUUUAAAACUAAUCUGUUCUAUGAAGUAAUAAAUAAGUGCUUCCAUUGUAAUAUCUGAAUAUUGUUAAUGCUUCCUGUAGCUUGAUUGGGAAUUUUUUUUUUCCUAGAGAACUACAGAAAUCAAAACAAAGAUUGAUGUUGUGGAAUUAUAGUCUAGUUGUGAUGCUUUCUAUCAACAAAACAUGCUUAAAAAAUAAUAUCGAGCUACUUAAGCAGAGAAACAAGAGAAUUUGAGGGAACUGAUUCUCUUCCAGUCUUUCUUUAACAGUAGUCACUGAUGACAUUUGUAAUUGUACUCUUCCCAUCUCAUUAGCUGGACAGUUGAUUUGUUGUUUUUGAGUAGCAUUUGGAAGGUGGCAAUGUUAGAUGAUUCAUAAAGCUUAGUGACUGAGGGAAAUUAAAGGUGUUUUUUUAAAACUCUUCUCUCUUUUGGCUCAAACAGAUCUGUCUCCAUCCUUCAGCCAGACUGCAGCAAGUUGCAGUGAAACAAUGGGUGACUUAACUGAAAUUCAUUUGUAACCUAGAUAGUCUACAUCUUUAGUAGUUUUAUUACAUAUAUAGAUGGCACAGGUAUCCUGUUGUGCUGUGGAGAGAGAGAAAGUGAUGAAUGACUUGGGGUUUUGCUGAGUACGUGUUUGCUGGAUGCUGCACAGCUGGAACUUUCAUCAGCUUUCAUGACCCUUUCUAUUUCAUGUUAAAAGAAAAAACAAGCAAACAGUGGAGUGAGGAUCAUGAGCAAUCCAGUAGGAAAUACUAACCGGUGGCUUUUGAGGAGGGGGUGAGAUUGAUCCAUCAACCUUCAUCUAAAGAGAUGAAGAAGUGAUGAUGCUUUCUCCAGCCAUAACAUGACUUUGUCUUGAAUGCUGUACUGGAGCAGUCUCCUCUCUGGUAACAGCUGCAUCUGCAGUGAUCCAGAAAAAACAAAGCCACAACAUCUUCUGUAGUGGGUAGAGAUGGUGACAUCUCUCUUUCCGCCCCCCCCCCCCUUUUUUUUUUCCCCCUUCCACCUCAGCAUCUCUAGACUGUAAAAUAGCUACAGAACAGCUAAGCACAUGUGCAAAUGAUUCAGAAAACUGUUCCUGUAAAGCUUUUUCAGAGACAUACAGUUUUUAGCUAAAUAGUUUGAGGGAACUCCUAUAUUUGGUCUGAAAUUGUGUUGCCUCUUAGAUAAAAGUGGGGUUUUUUGCUUCAGAUGUGAAACUGAUCUGUCCUGCUCAUUCAGUGGGAUGAAUGAUAUAUCUGCACAGUAUUUAUAUAAAAUAUAAAUCUGAUCUUAGUUUUCCUGCAUUUAAGAUGUAGACAUCAAACUUCUUGAGGUUGUCUAUAUAAUUCCUGCAAAUGCAGCUGCUUUUUGAAGCAGUCCAUAAGGUGCAUUUGAAAUCAUCCUGACUGAGAGAUUCUAUAGAAAGAGAGAACAAGAUUGUAAAGUGGCUGAGUAAAAAUGUAGUGCCAUAAAUGGUUUUAAUUUAUAUAUUAAUUUUUGUCCCAAACUGCUUAUUUUGUACAUAAACCUACACACUCCUGGCAGCUGGUGGGUGAAAAUAAAGGUGCUUAAACAGCAAUCUAAUGAGGAAAGGGCAUUGCACUGUUGCAGAGUUGGUAUUAUUUUAUAUAUCCAUUUAUUACACUUUUUAAAAUGUAUAAACCACAGAUUUGAAUUCUCAAAGUCUUCAGCUUGGAUUUUGUGAGUAGUUUAAAUCCUCUCACCUCUCUGCUCGUAACUGGUUUUUAAGAACAAGAAAAGCUUUUGUUUAAACUGUAAAAUUUUGACUGUAUUAAAUUCUGUUAGUACCUUUCCUUUUUAAGAAAUAAAAUGUAUAUUCCACUACA
Apus apus (common swift) is the source of this 8301-nucleotide messenger RNA. It is a transcript of the gene TEF, whose product is annotated as TEF transcription factor, PAR bZIP family member. The coding region runs from base 218 to 1102 and encodes 294 amino acids. NCBI's taxonomy places the organism in Eukaryota, Metazoa, Chordata, Aves, Apodiformes, Apodidae. Gene Ontology annotation, molecular function: DNA-binding transcription factor activity, RNA polymerase II-specific; RNA polymerase II cis-regulatory region sequence-specific DNA binding. Gene Ontology annotation, cellular component: nucleus. Gene Ontology annotation, biological process: regulation of transcription by RNA polymerase II. The record is from RefSeq and is a predicted model, not a curated record. The transcript has 5 exons.